UUUUUUUGUUCUAAUUCAGGCACUGUAUGUGUGUAGCAGUAUCUCACUGAGAAUCAUUACUCAGCUACAGAUCCUGUCAGCUCUUUGGAGCUUUUUAGCAUCUUUUAGCUCAUUAUUUUGGUCUUUCUAGCAGUAUGUAGCUAAACAUUACUUGCUCAGCACCAAAUAGCAGACAGACAAAGUUCGAGACUAGCUGGUGAGCAUGGUGGAGCAUUUAGCAGCUAAAGAGCCAUAUAUUUUUCUCAACUGGUGGUAGAAUACUGGACUUACAUCCGUUGGGUGGACAGAAACACAACUCUAAAUGAAUGUUCCUCUGCUUCUGCUGGAUUUGUAAAUGGGCAACAGUUUGCUAACUUUUCUACAUAACUUUAUAAGGUGUUUAAUAUGUCUGUUUUGUUCCGCUGCCCCCAAGUGGACAAAAAAAUGUACUAUUAAUGCUGCUUCAAGGUGAAAUGAGUGUCUACUUCUAGUAGAAUUUGAGCACUUUGUCAUUUUAACAAAGCACAAUAAAACAAAUUGCCUUAGCAUUCAAGAACUUAAGCUCCAGUGAGACAAAAGGUCUUGUUACCGAAUACUAACCUGAUGCUAAAAAAUAGCUAAAAUACGAAGGUCUUCAAAUAUUGAUAGUAUGGAUCGAAAACCAAAACCUCUUAUCAGUCACAGAUACUGUUGGAAAAAAUUUAAAACAGCACUAGGUCAUAAAUGUAUGUAAACAUAUCUAUUUUACAAAAACAUGUAGGACCUUCCAAAAAAAAAAAAAAAAGUAAUCCCUCUCAAUCAUUACUUAUGACCCUCUAGAAAUGUGUGGCAGUGUCUGUAUCUGCAGAGACCGUGCCCAAGUCCACCAUAAUUCUAAAAACAAACCUAAAGCAGCAGGAUCUAGAAAUAAUGAUGAUUGUUGGAGCCAUUACACCACUUUGUUUUGUUUGUAUAGGCUACCAUGUUGGUUAUGUCAAUUAAUGUGCAGUUUUAUGUUUGAGCACUGGGUAGAGCACUGCCUUUGGGAAGGCAUAAAUGUAAUUAGCCACAGGUACACAGGUGUGUCGAAAACGGGAAAGCAGAAAGCUUUUCAAUGUGUUUGUUAUGUCAGUGUUUAAGUUGUUUGACAAGGAAAAUGAAUGGAACUAAACCAGAAAUGAAAUGGACAUGCUUGUGCAACGGUAAGCAGGCCGUUAAGGGAAAUAAAUGGGUCACAGCACCGAAAUGCAGACCAAUUGUGGACAUUGAUUAUUGGCACGCAGAACACGCGUCUGUUGGUUAUGAAAGUAAGUUAUGAAAACAGUAUCACAUGACAUGCAGCUGGCCUAAAUACACUGAAAAAGGUGAAGUGACUAGCCUGUUUUCUAUUUUGAAACAUGUGACAUUUGAGCCUAGUAAGUUGUGCAAUACUAUAGCACAGCCAACUGAAGCACUGUCCAUUUCACCUGGUAAUGUAGUAGAGAUAAGACAGUGUUUACAUCUUGGGGAAUAUUGAAAGAAAUCCAAAUGCACCAGCUGAACUCGGAUAGAUGAUUGAAAAGACUACAGGGACUACAUAGAUGUGGAUUUAAGUUGAUGGAAACCUCAGAGAAGAUGUUUAACUGGGACGAGGAGUGGAACAUCUCUUUUGCAGGCUGUGGAUUCAGAUGUGUUUACUACCUGGGAGCUUUGAGCUGUGUCCUUGAGCGGGUCCCGCAGCUUGUUCAUAGAGCCUCUAAGAUCUGCGGAGCUUCAUCUGGCUGUCUCGUGGCUGCAGCUCUGGCUGUUGGGAUUCCCAUCGAGCAGUUCUGUGUUGAUGUUUUGACCGUGGCGAAAGAGGCCAGAAAACACACGCUGGGAGUUUUCCACCCGACCUUCAGUCUGCUGCGGACGGUACGGGACACCCUGCUGGAGAAGCUUCCAGCAGACGCCCACCUCCGUGCGUCCGGAAAGCUCUGCGUGUCCCUCACCAGACUGGCUGAUCGGAAGAACGUUUUAGUGUCAGAGUUUGACAGCAGAGAGGAGCUGAUUCAGGCUCUGAUGUGCAGUUGCUUUUUCCCUGUUUACUGUGGUUCCAUCCCUCCUUCGUACCGUGGAGUGCAUGCACUGCAGCCAGAAGACGUAAAGUUAGGGCACUAUAUGGAUGGAGCCCUGAGCAACAACAUGCCUCUGUUUGAGCAGAGAAACACCAUCACUAUGGCCCCGUUCUCUGGCGAGAGUGACAUUUGCCCCACAGAGGGUACAUUCAACUUCUUCGAAGUGCACUACAGCAACUUUAGCAUCCAGGUCAACACCGGCAAUGUGCAUCGGAUCUGUACAUCCUUCCUCCCUCCCACACUUGAACUGGCUGAGAUCUGCCACAACGGCUACGUGGAUGCUCUUCAUUUCCUGAGAGAAAGAGAUCUGCUUGGAACGCAGUAUCCUCCCCUCAGUUUGAUGGUGGAGACGGACACAGUCAAGCCUGCUUGUUGUGAGCCCGUGAAGACGCUUUUGAAGGGACAAGACCCUCAUCAGGAAGAUCAUUGGUGGCUGGAUGUGAAAGUCAUAGAGCACCUCCCAGUUAGCUUCAAGAAAGUGCUGUGUGAGGCGUGCAGGGACAGUCAUUGUGGCAACACCCAGUGGUCUCAGCUCACUGAGUUCCUUCCAGUGAAAGCAGUUCUGUAUCUGCUGGCCCUCCUCAUGCUGCCCAUUGAGCUGACCUUCUCGCUCACCAAAAGCAUAUUACCACUGUGGACAUCGACUGCAGAUCUCUGCAAGCAGACAUGGAGCAGCAGAGCCAAGGAUCCCAACAGCGCAUUGUCAGAGCAGCAUUGCAGCAGAAAGCCCUCUAACUCAGACUGGAGUAGACCAAAACAUUAAACCCUUGACCUCAACGCUUACCUCAAAUUCUGCCAAACUCUUCAGUGGGACAACAGCGGUACCCUUGACCUCUUCUAACGCACAUCUACCUGUACAGGCCCUUCCAACUUCCCCACCCCCAAUACACCUGCAUGGUGAGGUGACUUUAAACCACAGAUAAACAGACACUUCAUCACCCAUCAACCAGGCAGGAAAAAAUACUGUUUAUCAUUGCAGAUGUAAAACCUUUUAUGAAUGGAAUAUGAUAUUUAUCACUUAUGUUAGAUUUAUCAGAAAUAGAGUAGCUUAUUUAUAAUCUUUUAACACUUGUGUACUUCCGUAUAGAAGAAAUGCUUGUUUGGAUUUGUCGGACUCAUAUGUAUCGACUCAAAAACCACCCGGCAUUGUGACCAAAAGCUUAACCUAACUAUUCCCAAUGAUCGUACUUUUAAAGUGUAAUUAGCCUGACCUUAAUCAAAUGAAAUGAACGUACCUUUGUUGAAUGACCAGCAUUUUGAACGCAGUGCAUAAAAUCAAGUUGGUCAAGAGUUGACAAGGAGGGUUAUCUGCUGAAUGCAGCCAUUACAUUGCCAAUAUUUGGUUUACUUUUAGACUGUAUAAAAAAAAAAAAUCUCUUCUGGUUUCAGUUAACAAAAUGUGUACGGCUUCGCUGCAGUAUUAUAAGUAAACAAUGUUGGUACAGAAAUAUUUUCAUAGGAUGCGAGUUUAGUAACAUGUGAAACCAAUUCAAAGAUAUACUGUAAACAUCAGGUAGUUUGGUCAUGACAUAAGAUGUUAAAGGUUAUGUCUAACAUUGUCAAUUUACCUGUGCUGAAACAUUUUUGGGGGCACUCUGUUACUGUGAAAUCCAGUUCCACAACCUAGCGCACAACCUUUGUUGCAUGUCAGCCCUUCUCUUUCCAUGUUGGCCUCCAUUUUCUACUGUUUUCUGUUAUAUAUUCUCUCUACAAAAUAAAACACCUCUACGUUUGUA
Messenger RNA from Perca fluviatilis (European perch), 3790 nucleotides. Its product is annotated as patatin-like phospholipase domain-containing protein 2. Lineage: Eukaryota; Metazoa; Chordata; Actinopteri; Perciformes; Percidae. Gene Ontology annotation, biological process: lipid homeostasis; triglyceride catabolic process. The transcript has 10 exons. The record is from RefSeq and is a predicted model, not a curated record. Gene Ontology annotation, cellular component: cytoplasm; membrane; lipid droplet. Bases 1555 to 2817 code for a protein of 420 amino acids. Gene Ontology annotation, molecular function: triacylglycerol lipase activity.